Mya arenaria is the source of this 6329-nucleotide messenger RNA. Its product is annotated as A disintegrin and metalloproteinase with thrombospondin motifs 7-like. The record is from RefSeq and is a predicted model, not a curated record. Gene Ontology annotation, molecular function: metalloendopeptidase activity. Gene Ontology annotation, cellular component: extracellular matrix. NCBI's taxonomy places the organism in Eukaryota, Metazoa, Mollusca, Bivalvia, Myida, Myidae. Gene Ontology annotation, biological process: proteolysis; extracellular matrix organization. The coding region runs from base 411 to 5726 and encodes 1771 amino acids. The transcript is spliced from 26 exons.
CAGUUUGCAUAAAUGCUUGAACUUAAACAUCGACGCAUAUUCCCUAACAAAAUCGUCUAUCUAUGAAUGAUUAUAAUAUUUGUAUGUAUUUUCAGGACUGUUGAGGGAAUAUUGCCGCCUAUUAACGGAGUGACAGUAUGUACCAGCUCUGAACCAGGUCGUUUCGAAAUGAUGUGAUAAAUAAAUGGAACUGUGAAAUAUGCUUCAGCACAACUGGCGACAGCUAUUGGCGGAGGUACUGAUCUGAAAUAUAUUUAACAGAGGAAUACUAUGUUACGUUUCCCAGUGGCUUGUUCGCGCAUGUAAUAAUAGUGGUAACAUUGGAACUAUGAAGCGUCAAGCGGAUUAUAAUUAAAAAUCUUAAAUCCACAUUUCAAGACGGAUGCAAAAGGAAACUUGAUAACGAAGCCAUGGAAAGUACGGCAUUGUGGCUAGGAAAUCACAGAUGUGAUCAUAUACUGAAAUGUUUCUGCAUUCUACUGCUGUGUUCUUUUGGAAAAGCGUUUCACUCACAAGAUGAAUUUCUGGCCAGUCUCAAACAUUAUGACGUCAUCAUUCCAUCUCUUGUCACCAGUGAAGGCAGUCACGUGUCUUACGCCUUACACCCGAGUCAUUCAUUGCGCAGGCGCAGUGUUAACGACGACGUGCAAUCUACAGAAAAUACUCUUCAUUACAGUGUGCAUAUAGACAAUAAACCUCACGUUUUGCAAUUACAACAGAAUGAGAAGUUGAUAUCACCUGGUUUAGUGAUAGAAAGACGUAAAAAUCGAUUCAAAAACGUGACGGAUUCGUCCUUUUCUCGCCUUUCUGAGACUCAGACAAACUGCCAUUUUAUUGGAAGUGUUUUGAACCAGUCUUAUUCUAGAGUUGCUGUAGGAGCAUGCAAUGGACUGCACGGCUUCAUUCACACGGAUAAGGAGCAGUAUUUCAUAGAACCAUUGAAGAGGGAUGCUGUGACGUCAGAGGGUCACCACCGUCACGUUAUCUACAAACGCUCCUCGCUACCGGAGGGCCUCGACAUUGACAGGGCGGAACAUGGGCGUAAGGACAGGUCAUGUGGGGUGCGAGAGACUGCCCGAGCCAACGAGCAACGGGAGCGAUGGGAGAGCCACCAGCGGAGGCGUCGAGAGGGCCGGGCGGGGGCGGGGGCGGAUCACAGUCGGAAGAAGCGGUCAUUUUCCACGGAGCGGUACGUGGAGACGCUGAUUGUGGUGGACCCGAGUAUGAUCGCGUACCACAAGAACGAGCACCUCGAGACUUACGUCCUCACCAUCAUGAAUAUGGUGUCUGUGAUGUUCCACGACGCGAGCAUCGGCAAUUCUAUCAAUAUUGUGCUCGUGCGGAUACUGCUCAUGGAGGAAGAACAGGACGAGCUGCUGAUCACUCACCACGCGGACAGGACGCUCACCAGCUUCUGUAAGUUCCAGCAGCGUAUCAACUUCAAGGACGACGACCACCCCAGCCAUCAUGACGUAGCAGUUCUCCUUACCAGGAAAAACAUCUGUUCGCGUCUCAACGAGCCGUGCGGAACGCUAGGCCUGGCGCAGGUAUCCGGGAUGUGUCAGCCGCACAGGAGUUGCAGCGUGAGCGAGGAUACGGGGCUCGCACUGGCCUACACAGUCACACACGAGAUGGGACACAAUUUUGGGAUGCCCCACGACGGCCCUCACAACGGGUGCAUAGACCCGCCGGGCCUCCAGCUGUUCAUCAUGUCGCCCAGCCUUGUGGCGGACAGUCGGGCGAAGACCUGGUCCAAUUGCAGCAGGGAGGCCAUCACCAAGUUCAUAGAUCGUGACUGGGGGUACUGCCUGGACGACGAGCCGGCGGGCCCUCGCUACCAACUUCCGGUGCUCCCGCCAGGAACCAUGUACGACGCCGAACACCAGUGUCGUCUGCAGUAUGGUACGGACAACGCCACUGUUUGCUCCAACGAACAGGACGUGUGUUCAAACCUCUGGUGCCGCGUAGACUCGCGCUGCUCCACCCACCUGGAGGCGGCCGCCGAGGGAACCAUCUGUGGGACCAACAUGUGGUGUUACGAAGGCAAAUGUGUGACGAUCGGUGAGCGACCAGAAGCGAUAAACGGGGAGUGGGGUCAGUGGACGUCAUGGACGCAAUGCACGCGCACGUGUGGCGCCGGCGUCUCGCACUCCUCUCGCCACUGUGAUAACCCCGCUCCCUCUCAUGGUGGAAAGUACUGCCUUGGAGAACGGAGGCGCUUCCGAAUCUGCAACACCGAGGAGUGCCCGGAUGAGAAUAGUUUCCAGGAGGCCCAGUGCGAGGAGUUUAACGUGGUCCCGUACAAGGGCGCAUUCUACCACUGGGAACAUGUCAACACACCAGAGACGCCGUGCCAGCUACACUGUAAACCGCGGGAGCAGUUUUUCUCCGUGUUGCUCAGAGAUAUCGUGGAGGACGGCACACCGUGCACCCCCGGGACCCGCAACAUGUGCAUCUCUGGAAGAUGUAGGCACAUAGGUUGCGACUACGCGAUCGACUCGACGGCACGUGAAGAUCGGUGCGGAAUCUGUCACGGAGACGGUACCACGUGCACCACCGUCAAGUCACGCUUCACGGACUCACAGGGGCUCGGUUACGUGGAGGCUGGUGUGAUUCCAAAAGGCGCCCGGAACAUCCGGGUUGAGGAGGUCGCCGAGGCCAGCAACUUUCUCGCUCUCCAAAAUGACAAAGGCGAGUACUUACUGAAUGGUCACUGGUUCAUUCAGUGGAGCGGCGAGUACAAGGCUGCGGGCACCACUAUCCAGUACAAGCGUGUCGGCAACCACGAACUUGUUAAGGCUCCCGGGCCGCUCAGGGAACCGCUACAUGUCAUGUUGCUGAUGCAGUCGUCAAACCCCGGGAUAUCGUUCGAGUACACAGUGCCCAAGUUGAACAUCUCCGAGUACCGCGAGCCCGAGUUCUACUGGCACUACCAGCCCUGGACACACUGCACGGCCUCGUGCGGAGGAGGUAGUCAGCGAUCCGAGAUCGUGUGCAUGGAGCUGGAGGCGGGACUUGUUGAGGACAAGUACUGUGACGCGAACAACAAACCAGACGACAAACAACGCGUCUGCAAUGAGCACCAGUGUCCUGCUAGAUGGUGGACGGGUCCGUGGCAGCACUGCUCGAUGACAUGUGGUGAGAGUGGCGUACACCAGCGUACCGUGAUUUGCGUGCGCAGCCUGGGACCGGAAGAGCAGAUCGCUUUGGACGACGAAGCCUGCGACACCUCCGAAAAGCCGCCGGAGGUGGAACACUGCCACCGGAAGGACCCGUGUCCUGGCAACAGCACGUGGGUCACCGGCGAGUGGUCGGAUUGUGAUGCAAAUCCGUGUGGCCUGAAGUACCGGUCCGUGUGGUGUAAGGAAGCCGACAUCGGUUGUCAAGCCAACACCAUUCCGCCUUCUGAGGCACCCUGCACGGGAGUUGGGUGUGGGGAGUGGGCUGCUGAAGACUGGAGCCAGUGCACGGUGAGUUGUGGGGAGGGUCGACAGACGCGCCGGGUGUGGUGUGAAGGAGGUGACCACUGUGACUUACCUCUGGAGCCCAUACCCAAUCAGCCGUGCAACCUGGGACCAUGCCCCACCACCGCCAUUCCCACUACCACCACCACAACCACAUCAACGACUAUACAAACAACAGCAAGAACAACUGUACAAUCCGCAGCAACAACCGUUCCAUCUUCUUCGCUAACCACAACUAUCGCAAAGACAAUCAGCAAACAUCCUUCAUCAGUUAAAAUUGAAUCUCCUGAAGACGAAAAUGUUGCUGAUGUUACUGAACACAAGACAAGUAAACAUAUAGAACGUACAGUUGCUAAUACAGUUGAAACACCUGCAACAGACGUACCAUCUGAUUCAAUUGAAAAGUCGCAUGAAGCGACAAACGAUUCCUCUAUGACAGAUAUUAAUGGCACCGUCGCAACAGGAAGCGUCAAUGCUGAUGAAGAUUUCAUAGAAAUAGAGGAUAUUCACAAUAAAGAAAAGCAGACCGAUGAUUCAUUACAUUUAAUUCUUCAUGACUCCAAAGAAAAUGACGAUACUACAGGAAACGUUGUACCAACAUCUGCAAGCAAGUUUUCAACAGAUGAAAGACCUGAAACAACUAUUGAAAUAGACACAACUACAAUAAUGCGACACCCACAUAGACACCAUAAAGGUGAGGGAGAUAUUGACGAACCGAUAGAACAUGAUAUUACAACGGAAGUCUUAAUAAAGGAAGAUGAGGGUGUGGUUAAAAGUAAUAAAGAAGUUGAUGAUGAUGCUGAUGGUGACGUUGUACGUUCGGAACAAGUAGUUAAUACCACAGCACAAGACAGAAAAAAUAUAAGUGAGAAAUUACGGAAUACUGAAAUGCCAGACAAUAGUGUACAAGAACAUGACAAGAAAGAUGAAAAUACAGACAUAGCACAGAAAAAUCUCCAACUGCUGUUACCAAAAGCAGAUGGCGAACCACAUUUACCGGUUAUUGAAGAUUUCGGAUCGUUGCCGGAUCUAGGAAUCCUACAUCAGUUGCCUGAUAACAAACACUCACUUCUUAAAGGUCUUCCAUCACUAGAAGACUUACCACAAUUAGCAGAAGAAGACCUUUCUGUAACAGACACUCAAAUAUUAUCACAUCUUCCCGGUCAAGACAAAUCGAAAGGGCACGAACAUUCCGAAAACUACAUAGUGAAUAAGCAUACAGCGCCGCGGAAUAAGAUAGGCAAUGCUAUUCAUGCUGACAGCAGUGGUGCUAAAAAUUACAAACCAAUUUUACCUCAGCACGAACAUGAGAUUACUGAAAAACCAUCAAAAGAUAUUACAGAAACCGAUCUACCUCUUGAUGUAAUACCCGAAACAAGUGAUCUCUUACACUCAAUGCCAGCAGAGGAAAAUAUUAAACUAGGUGAUAUAGCUGCACCAGACAUGGGAGGCUCCCUGAAGCUAGACUCCUUGGACUCCAUCAAGGAGGAGCUGGGUGAUAACCUGAAGAUGCCGGAAGGAGCAGUGUUCGGGUUGCCACCGGGUUCGGUAGGGACCAUGCCAGUGGUGGACGAACAUACGAGGCGGCAGUACGAGUGGCGGCCAGCUGACUGGACCGAGUGUUCGCGGCCAUGUGGUGGCGGAGUGCGGACGCGGGUGGUUCAAUGUAUCAGACGGACAGACGACGCGGAGGGCGACACCAUCUACUGUGAUAUCAACACUCGCCCGUCAGCCAUUGAGGACUGUAACAAAGACACCUGCUUAGAAUGGAAUAUGUCGCCAUGGGGACAGUGUUCAUCUGAGUGCGGGUCUAGCUGGAGGCGGCGGUUAGUGGAGUGCCCGGGCGAGGGCGCUUGCGACUCUAAGUCACGGCCCAACACCGAGGAGCCCUGUGACAAACCAAAGUGCGUCAUCUGGGUAUCAGGACAAUGGAGCAAGUGUACCCAGGAGUGUGGGGGCGGAGAGCAGUACCGGCUCGUUCAGUGCGUCAACGUGACGUCACAGCGUCCCUCGCACGGGUGUAAUCGCCAGGAGCGCCCAGACGAAACACAGGCUUGUAAUACAGACGAUUGUGCAAACAAAAACGCAGCGAUGUCAAUCCAAUGCCAACAUAACGAGAUGUCUUCCAUCGCCUGCCGGGCCCUGAUGAAUAUGGGUCAAUGCCACAAGCGCUUUGUCGCUCUCAAGUGCUGUAAAACGUGCAGUCAAGCAGAACACAGACGCGCGAACAAACUGCGGCCACACGACAAGGCGCUCAGAUGAUAGCACUCUCUCUGUUUGUCGCCAUGUGUUUAUUGUAGAAUUCAACGACAUGGUUUAGGGGAGGCGUCCAUCCGCUACCGUUUGUCUAUCAAACAACUGCAAGAUACAUCUAUAAAAGGACGCCCCGAGUUAUGAUAGAAUUAAAGCACCAUUUAAAUGGUGCUCAGUAUUAGAAAAGCUCGACAAGAUUGAGGUUGCAUGCGCCCCAGACCCGGUGGCCAUUAUCGACUGGGUGUCAUUCGACAGUUAGAAGAAAAUAGGAAAAGAAAUAUUCUCUUGUAUAUAGGCUUUUAUGCUGAAAUGGAAAUGAAUUCUGCGUUCGGGAGUAGCUUUGUGUUCUUAUUUUCACGCACGACUUGUUUUUUUCUCGAUGUGUGCCAGGUUAUUGUGGCAUGAAUAUUUGUAUGAUAAAGCUUUGAUUUCAUGAUGUUAUCAUUAAAUUUUGUAAGAUAAACAAACAGAUGUUACCGGUAUUAAUAUUUGAGAUAUUGUCCUUUGCAUUUGUAUUUGCUGACUCCAUUUACAUAUUUGUUUAUAUUUGUUAAUGUCCAUUAUUUACAACCAUUUUCCGUAAUUUAAUACUUUUAAAUAGUAAAAAAUAUA